Paramormyrops kingsleyae is the source of this 4226-nucleotide messenger RNA. RefSeq names its product ring finger protein 111 (gene rnf111). The record is from RefSeq and is a predicted model, not a curated record. Gene Ontology annotation, cellular component: nucleus. Lineage: Eukaryota; Metazoa; Chordata; Actinopteri; Osteoglossiformes; Mormyridae. Gene Ontology annotation, molecular function: ubiquitin protein ligase activity.
AGCUAGGGUCAGGGACAGUCGUCAACUUCCUGAAAUCGUCGCAAACUGUCGCAAAGCUGUUCCUCUCAGCAGGCUCAGGGGAUUUUUCAGAAAACAAAUCGGGUUGAACGCAAGCGGAGGCUGAAGCUACCCGGGUAAACAACAGCGAACGCCUCGAAGAGGCAGGAAUGGGGACUUCAUUGCGGGCCCGGAUGGAAAAUGAAGAGGAAUUCCCACCUUUCGUGAAGAAAAAAUAGAUUAAGCCAUUGCCUUUGUGAUUCGGCCAUAGGACUGUUGGCGUAGUUUGCUGUUAAAGAGAAAGAAUAGAUAAUUACAUAGGCGAAAGCCCGAUGUCGUUCGCUUUUUUGUUAGUGGUUCGGUUAAAUUGGGCCUCUGGUUUCGUGUUGUCAGCUUCGCAGCCCGUUUACUGACGGUCUUUACAGCAUUUCGCCUCUUUUAUGGUCAGCUAGCUUUCUAGCCAGCUAGUUGUUUAUUCCGGACAAGGAUACUGUUGUGUCAAGUUUAUCUAAUACGGCCAUAGUGUACUGCCGGACCUCCGAUGGGCCUUUAGGAGCCAGGGAAUCCACCCCGAGUACCACGUCUUCAGGGAACCGGUGCCGCAAUGAAAAGCGAGGUUCCGUCCAAUGGCCCGCGCCGGCAUGAGCACCUGAAGGGAGCACUGGCUAACCCUGAGCCCGUAGAAGCCGCGAAGAGCUUUCCAGCCAGUGUGGAGAUGGUGACCAAAGUGGGCAGUGAGUUUUCCCCGCUGUGUGCAGAGAGUCGGCCCCGGCCUCUGCGGGAGGUCAAUGCGGGAGGGCGGAGAGACUCGGACAGGGGCCUCAUCGGGCGCAGGAAGCGCCGGGGUCAGCAGGCGGGGCCCUCGGCCCGGGCCCUGAAGGAGGGACCUCCCACGGACGCCUCCCGCCACCGGUCUGGGCUGCUGGAAGGCCACAGCGAGGAUGAGCACAUGGCAGAGUCCUCCUUCAGCGAUUGUGUGUCCUCACCAUCCUCGAGCCUGCGCUUCGGGGAUUCCGACACGCUCAGCUCGGAAGAGGAGGUGGAGCCUAUGGUGGAGGGGGGUGGGACAGUUGCUGGGGGGGAGGAGUCGCAGCACAGAGGCAUUGUAGGUGCUGGGGGCGGGGCAUCGGGGGGUGGGCCGCGCUCCUCUCUGGGCCGGACUCGGAGCAGCCGGUUGCACAGGUGGGCACGCCCAGGGCUGGACGCCGUGUUCCCCACAAAGAGGUCCCGGCCGAGCGGCCGGCGCCCCCUCCACCGAAAGCGAUUGGCGAAAGUGGGCGUGGCCACAGCCUCGCGGACUCCAAGGCAGAAGGAGCGGCUGCUGCUGCAGCGCAGGCAGCGGGAGGUGAUCGCCCGCAGGAAGUACGCCCUGCUGCACAGCAGCAGCAGCUCCACAGAGGAGCUGAGCCGGGAUGACUCCUCCGCCACCUCCACCGAGGCUGAGGACGAGCUCUACGUUGAUGUCAGCAGCCAGCCCAGCAGCACCGCCAUGGCAACAGGUCCUUUGGACGAGGAUGUGGUGGUGAUCGAGGCGACGACAGCGCCCCCUAUACCUGCCAGCGAGGAGAUCAACGUCACGUCCACCGACAGCGAGGUGGAGAUCGUCACCGUCGGCGAUGCGUUCAGGCCUCGCUCCGGGGGGGGCAGCAGCAGGAUGACCUGGGGGCCCAGCUGCUCCCAGAUGCGUCCCCAGGAGCAGCGCGGACGCCACCGCGUCUCCACCGUCAUCCAGCCUCUCCGCCAGAGCGCCGGCGAGGUGGUGGACCUCACAGUGGACGAGGACGACCUCUCUGUAGUGCCAACUACCCCCAGCAGUGGCCACGCCCAGCUUGUUGGCUCGUCCUCUUCCUCCUCCUCCUCCUCAUCCUCUAGCCACGCGUCUACCUCAGAGCCCCCCCGGGAAGCCCCAGGGCCUUCCACCAGGCCUGGCCCUGCUCCGGACAGCACAGAGGGCAGCGCCGCUGGGGAUGCUGCCAGGCGUGGCUCCUCAGGGCUGAUGGGCGAUGGUGUGGCGAUGCCCCGCCUUCCUUCCUGCUGCCCCCAGCACUCCCCCUGCGCCGGCCCCUCCACCGGGCACCUCCCUCUCAGCCAUGCCCACUCCAGCUGCAUGCAGGCCCCGCCCACCCAACAGCUGGCGCCCCAGCAUGGCCACGGCCAGCACUUUCACCACCACCACCACCAUCACCACGGAGCGCCUGCCCCUCCCUCGGCACCACAGCUCCCCUUCCCCGAGCCCGGCUGCCCCCUGGAGAGGUCGUCUGCAGGGCCCCCACCCUGCAUUGGGGUCUCCAGCACCAGUGGCCAGUACCAUGAUCAGACCCUGCCAGUGGACCUCAGCAGCGGCAGCUCCAUGAGGACUAGCGGUGUGACCUCUGCCACCGGCUUCCACACUGCCUCUGCCUUUGAUCCCUGCUGCCCCGGCUCGUCGGCCCGGCCCCCCCUCUACGCCUCUCAGCCCGCUCCAGGGCCCAGCCAGCCGGGCGCCGCUGACUGCUUCGGGUCAGCCAUGCCAGCCCCACCCCCCGCCCCUCCCCAGCUGUCCUCCUGCAGGCACUAUAUGCACCCUACCUACGGACCCCUCAGCCGCUCCCUUCACCACCAGCCUCCAUCCUCCUGCCCUCACUCCCACGGGAACCCGCAGUCUGCUCCGCAGCCACCUCCCCAAGCUGACUACAUAAUUCCCCACUCGGUGCACCCCUUCCACACGCCCCUGCCAUCUCACGGCCCCGCCCCCGGCCACACCGUGCCCCCCACGGCCGUGCCGCCACCCUCUCUCUCCGGCCACGGCCUGUCGGGCUCCGCGGCCCCACUCCCCCAGCACCUGCCCCCCGAGCACCAGGCUCUCCACCACCACGUCCCGCCACUGGGCCCCUCGGUCCAGAGGCUGCACCAGCACGACCUGCUGCAGAGGAUGGAGGUGCAGAGGCGUCGGAUGAUGCAGCACCCCACACGGGCCCAUGAAAGGCCACCGCCUCACCCCCACAGGAUGCACCCCAACUACGGACACGGUCACCACAUCCACGUGCCACAGACCAUGUCCUCACACCCACGCCAGCCAGACCAGCGGACCACCUGGGAGCUGGGGAUCGAGGCAGGAGUGACCUUAGCCCCAUACCCCUCGGGGCACCUCCACCUCCCUCACUACCACCCGCCGCCCAGGCUGCACCACUUCCCCAUCCCGUUUGUGCACACAGGCGUUCCCGAAGUGACGUACCCACACAUCCGCUAUAUCUCAUCCAGGAUGACGGGAUUCCGGCGGACCUAUGAAGAUCUGCUGCACCUAGAAGAGAGGCUGGGCACUGUGAACCGCGGCGCCUCUCAGGGAACCAUAGAGAGAUGCACUUACCCACACAAGUACAAGAAGAGGAAGCUGCACGGGAAGCAGGAGGAAGAUGAGGGAGCGGAGGAAGACACCGAGGAGAAGUGCACCAUCUGCCUGUCUAUACUGGAGGAGGGAGAGGAUGUCAGACGCCUUCCCUGCAUGCACCUGUUUCAUCAGCUCUGCGUGGACCAGUGGCUGCUCACCAACAAGAAAUGCCCCAUCUGCAGAGUGGAUAUCGAGGCCCAGCUGUCUGCGGAGAGUUGAUGCUGCUCUCAGAAACCUCUUAUGUGAUUUUAAUUCUCUUCCUUUUCUUCCGUGCUGCAGUCAACCAAAGAUGGCAUGAAUUACCUACGCAGAUUCAAAAUGGGAAAAAACAUAACAUGUCGAGCAUUUAAACUACAGUGCCGGCUGCCACAUAGUACCCAUCCUGCUAAAAGCAUCUUCAGUGAGGAUUUUAAAUUUUGAUUAUAUUUAUAAAGCUUUUUAUGUAGCUUUUCUCCCCCUCCUGUGUCUUUUUUUUUUUUUUUGCAUGGUUCUUUGUGACGCAUUUCUUUGCACAUGUAAUGAAUUAGGCUGCUCACGGCCUAAAUACCGGCUGAGUGUGCUACUCUGGUAAAGGAAGCAUUUCUGUGUUCAUGAUGCCAUGCUUUACUGGAAUAGAAUGUCAGCUUCAUCCAUCGCAAGACUCAUUUAAAUGAUUCUGUUGGCAUAUGGUCAGUUUGAUCAUUUGGGGGUUGGGGGAAUUAACACAUUCCUUAAAAUUAGGAGGAAGACACAAACAGCUGCUGUAUUAAGUCUUUGAACCACCAUGCAGUGUCCAUUGAAUGGGAACAAUCACAAAAUAUGUAGCUUCCCAGAAAAUACACAUGCUUGGCAACCCCCCCCCCCCCCCCCCCCCCCCCCCCCC